Messenger RNA from Acaromyces ingoldii, 1035 nucleotides. Its product is annotated as glycerate-and formate-dehydrogenase. Gene Ontology annotation, molecular function: NAD binding; hydroxypyruvate reductase [NAD(P)H] activity; glyoxylate reductase (NADPH) activity. Lineage: Eukaryota; Fungi; Basidiomycota; Exobasidiomycetes; Exobasidiales; Cryptobasidiaceae. The record is from RefSeq and is a predicted model, not a curated record. Gene Ontology annotation, cellular component: cytosol. The transcript has a single exon. The annotation marks the transcript as partial.
AUGCCCACAAACACAGUCACCAAGAAGCGUGUCCUCGCCCUGGGCACGCCUCGCUUCGCCGUGGCCGAGUUCGAGCAGCUCUGCAAGUCAUACGACGUGGACGUGGUGCUGCCCCAUCCGAGCGACCGCGACGACACGGUCAAGCGCAUCCACGAGGCCGCAGCCGCGCGAGCCGCAGACGGUGGCUACGAUGCCAUGUUCUGGCUCUUUGGCACCAGCGCCUACUCGCCCUUUGACGAGCACAUGCUCACGCCCGUCCUUGCCUCGGGACGAUGCGGUCUGCUGGCCUCGGGCGGCGCCGGCUACAACGACGUCGCCUUCGAGUGGGCAGCAGAGAGGGGGGCGUACGUCACCAACACGCCCGAUGGCCCCACGCAGGGCACGGCCGACAUGGCCCUGCUCCUCUUUCUUUCGGCGCUGCGCCAGGCUCGACUGACAGAGCAGACGAUGCGAAGCGGCCACUGGCGGCAGGGCUUGCCCCUCAUGGACGAUCCCCAGGCGCUCACCGUGGGCAUCUACGGCAUGGGUGCGAUUGGACGGGCAUUUGCCAAGAAGAUUGCCGGUGCCUUUCCCCCACGCAGGAUCAUCUACCACAACCGGUCCCGGCUCUCGCCCAAGCAGGAGCUCGAGGCUGGUGGGGCCGAGUACGUGUCCUUUGAAGAGCUCCUCAAGACGUCCGACGUCCUCUCCAUCCACUGCCCGCUCACCGAACAGACCGAGGGGUCCAUCGGCGCAGACCAGUUCGCCAUCAUGAAGGACGGCGUCUACAUCGUCAACACUGCUCGGGGCGCCGUGCUCGGCGAGGCGGCUUUCAUCGCCGCCAUCGAAUCGGGCAAGGUUGCCGCUGCCGGCCUCGACGUCUUUGACAACGAGCCACGGCCCAACCCGUUCUGGCUCACCUGCGACCGCGUCACUGUCCAGCCACACUGGGGUGGCUUCUCCAAGAUGACGAUCAAGCGGGGCGAGGGGUACGUGCUGGCCAACGUGCGGGCCUUUCUCGAGGCAGGCACACCCAUCAACCCGGUCAACAAGCCU